AUGAGUUUGUCUAGUGAAGCAAAAAAACAUCUUCAUGAAUCAUUACAGCAACAGUGCUUAAAUCAAAAGUUAGCUGAAUAUAAUGAAGCAAAAAGGCUUUUUAUGGGUUUAACAGAUCUUGAUUAUAAACCUGGCCAUAAAAAACAUACGUAUUAUAAAUAUUUGCUUGCAUCCAGACCUAAAGAGGUGAUCCUUAAAGAUCAUGGCCAUAUCAGCUCUUCUGAUAGAAAUGAUACUUCGCUUUUAGAUGCAUAUUGUCCCAAAGAGAUUUAUUCUCAAUAUAUAAUUCAGAUAGCAGAAAAAAGUUAUACAGUGAUUGAUCAUCCCUCUGAAGUUUAUAAAAUACCUGAUACCCACGAAUGUAUCGAUGGAAACCAGCCUCUUCAUUUAAUAAUCAAUAUUAAUGCAAGGCAAAAGCCUGAUCCUACUAAUUCUAAACUUCCUUCUCUAGAUAGUGAAAAAAUUACUCAAGAAGAUUUGUUAUCUCAAAUUUUAGUUGCUUGUGCAGAUGCAUUAAGCCUUAUUCCAGAAUAUAUUUCUUUCUUAAAUUCUUUUGCUUUAGCAAGUUCAUCAAAUACUGAGAAAUGUAGUUGGCAUAUUAUUUAUCCUCAUGCUCAAUUUGUAGAUUAUAGAGAACUUAAGAGAUUCACAGAAAAGGUUAUAGAAUUAGUUGGGAAACCUUAUUCGAAAUUUAUUAAUAUCAGUUUUCCUAAAACAUAUUUUAAUCUUCAGCUUCUAGGAUCAGCAAAAGAAGGUCGUAUAAAAAGACCUACUAUUUCUUCUGUUAAAAACAGAUUUAAAAAUUUAGAUGAUUAUCUGGUUCAGCCUAAAGAGAAUUAUUCUGUGAUCUGGCUACGAACCUUUUCUGAUGAGAAGCCAGCAGAAGAGGAAUUUAAACAUAUUGAUGAUGAUGAUGCUUUGGUUAAAGGAGCUAAUUUAGUUAUUGAAAAAUAUGG
Molecule: messenger RNA, 956 nt
Organism: Scutellospora calospora
Lineage: Eukaryota; Fungi; Glomeromycota; Glomeromycetes; Diversisporales; Gigasporaceae
Source: the annotation of a GenBank genome assembly